This is a messenger RNA of Zootermopsis nevadensis, 3546 nucleotides long. Its product is annotated as ATP-binding cassette sub-family G member 1. Gene Ontology annotation, biological process: transmembrane transport. Lineage: Eukaryota; Metazoa; Arthropoda; Insecta; Blattodea; Termopsidae. Gene Ontology annotation, molecular function: ATP binding; ATP hydrolysis activity; ABC-type transporter activity. Gene Ontology annotation, cellular component: plasma membrane. The record is from RefSeq and is a predicted model, not a curated record.
AUCAUAUAAAACACUUACAAAAUAAUGAGUCUAUAUUGAUGUUAAUGUGCUGUAGAUUAAAUGGUAUUCUGUACAAAUGACUCAAUCUCGAGUCUGACAUCACAUCCACAAACCUGUUUCAAGGUCAGCGAAAUCAGAAAAAGUGUACAUAAGAUAUUAUAAAGCCUACCAGUCGUUUUAGUGCCUAGUGGGAACAGAACCGCAACAUCGAGCAGCUGAAAGAGAGCGUUCAGGAAGAAAGAAACCUCGCAGAGGAUCUGCACUUGUCAAGAAGCCAGCAUCACAUACGAUAACAAGCAAUUUUAUUACGACUGACCAAAGUCCAUUUGCGACUGCUGUAUACAUACGUAGUGAUAUUUUCACAUUCAGUCAGUAGCAUCUUGUUCCAGAUUCACUCGCGAGUACUGCCCUGCGAAACCUGAAAAACGAGUUUGAGGAAGAUCAUCUUAGCUUCGCGUGUUGGAUCAAGUCCGGUCGCCAUUCGUUACUUAACUCAGCCUCUGACCAGCAAACUGCUAAAGUGCUGACCAGAAACUUUAUAAAAAGACUCGAAGAACAAUUUUGUUACAAUAAUAUUCGUUAUAUAAUUUAGUUCUGGGUCUAAUUUGCAACAAAAUACAUCGGAGAUCAUUUCAAAGAUAACAUUAUCUUCUUGACACCCACAGAACUGUGAUAAUACGAACUUAUAAAAACCAACCGUGAUUCAGUGACACGCGCCAUUUUGAUUCUUAAGAAGUUAAGAAAGAAUCUUAAGUGAAUUCUUUCUACUUGAUUGUACCUUAUACAUCGCACGCGAGCACUUCCUAAAGGCGAGAAAGUGUAAAAAGUAUUCAGACUUACGUAAAAGAGUUUUUAGUGUAGUUUACAUUAAUUAAACUUUAGUAAAUUGACAUUACAGUGAUCAUAUAAGUGCAAGAAUGUCUCAAGAACCGAGGAGCGUAGCAGUCCAACUGGAGACGUCGCUUAUGUCUUCAGCUGUCAUCGCAUACAAAAGUGAAGGCAGUGGACAUGUUGAGAUUUCCGGAAACGGAAAUAGUUACCAACAAACAUUCUCUCGUCUCCCACAUAGGACACCAAUGGACAUGCAGUUCGAAAAUAUUGGAUUUACGGCUUCUCUCGGAUGCAGAAAAGGGAACAAGAAGAUUUUGCACGAACUUAAUGGCAGAUUUCUUCCGCGACAACUGAUAGCCAUCAUGGGACCUUCCGGAGCUGGAAAAUCUACUCUACUGGACAUUCUUUCUGGUUACAGAAUUACGAACGUAAGUGGCUCUGUGAUGCUGAAUGGAGAAGAGAGAGACUUGAAUAGCUUCAGACGUCUGUCAUGUUACAUAACACAAGAAGACCGACUGCAGUCACUACUCACCGUCUACGAAAAUAUGAAAAUAGCAGCGGAUCUUAAGCUGGGGGAGCACGUCUCAACAAAAGAGAAAACCGACAUCAUCGACGAGAUUCUGGUCACACUGCGGCUGUCAGAUCACGGGAACACUCGCGCAGAGAGACUUUCAGGGGGGCAGAGGAAACGCCUGUCUAUCGCCCUGGAGCUCAUCGCCAACCCCCUCUUCCUGUUCCUGGACGAGCCCACGACAGGUCUGGACAGCUCCUCAUGCACGCAAUGCGUGUCCCUGCUGAAGCUGUUGGCCCGACAGGGACGCACCAUCGUCUGCACAAUCCAUCAACCCAGUGCCUCGCUCUUUCGAAUGUUCGAUCACGUGUACGUCCUGUCUCAGGGCCUCUGUUUGUACCAAGGCUCGACUCAACAGCUAGUUCCGUACCUGCAACAGCUACAACUUCCUUGUCCCAAAUACCACAACCCCGCAGAUUAUGUAAUCGAGUUGGCUUGCGAAGAACAUGGGAAGGAAAAAGUUGAAAGAAUGGUAGAGGAGACGGACAACGGACGAAAUCUCAACUGGUUCAAGUCGCUUGACCCAAUCACAGCUUCGACAACAGCAGUUGAACCAAUGAUCAGACUAGCGGAUCCCAAACCCUCGACGAAAAAGGAUUCCCGUAGAGGACUCCAGGAGACAUCACAAUGGAAUCAGCUGAAGGUGCUGCUACGACGAGGUUACAUAAAAUCCAAAAGAGACAAGACGCUAACACGCCUUCGGAUCGUGGUGAACAUCGUAGUGGCACUAAUGCUCGGAGCCCUCUUCUACGGGGAGGGCAACGAAGGGUCCCGCGUUCUAGACAACUACAACCUGUUGUUCGCGUGCCUCAUACACAACAUGAUGACUCCCAUGAUGAUUACCAUCCUUACAUUUCCGUCAGAGAUGUCAGUUCUGCAGAAGGAACACUUCAACAGAUGGUACUCACUGAAGUCCUAUUACAUAUCCAUCACGAUAGUAGACAUACCUGUAACGGUUGUGAGUUGUUUCCUGUUUGUCAUCCUUGUAUACCUCAUAAGUGGACAGCCAACAGACAUGACCCGGUUCAACAUGUUCUUUGUCAUAAGCCUCUAUAUAGUAUAUGUGGCAAUGAGCUUUGGAUUGCUGAUUGGUGCUUUAUUUAAUGUUGUGAAUGGCACGUUCCUGGGUCCGACCAUUUCAGUACCAGUAAUGAUGUUUGCUGGAUUUGGAGUAAAUCUCCAGGACAUGCCUAGUUACCUCAAAUGGGGCACGCAUAUCAGCUACCUUCGAUAUGGGCUGGAAGGAUAUAUAAGUGCCAUUUAUGGAUAUGGGCGAGAGAUCUUGGACUGCGUGGAACUCUACUGUCACUACAAGUUCCCAGACACGUUUCUGCAUGAGAUAGCCAUGACAGGGGAUCAAUUUUGGAAAGAUGUCAUUGCACUGUCAAUUAUUCUUGUGGCCUUGAGAAUAUUAACUUACUUCCUGCUAAGGUGGAAACUUCGUGCUGUGCGAUGAUAUCGACUCAUUUGUUUUAUUCAGACCAAGUUCCUUAGGUUAGGAUUCAUAAUUCUACCACACAGCUUAAUUCCGGGACCAAACGCAUGUGACAGAUGACGCUGGCUCAAUAUUUAAAAAAGUGAUUUUAUCAACUUUUCCACUGAUACCCUAAUCUUCUAUAAAAUAUUUUAAUUAUAAAUGGGGAAAAAAGAAAAUUAUUAUUUGCCCUCACUAUGAACGUUAGGCAACAUUAGACCUGGUCUGUACUUCGGUAAUUAUACCUUUACGAUGAAUGGCUUGCUUCUCUAUGUCAUUACAACUAAAUCAAAGAACUUAUCAACUUAAGAUUUCUGUCUUCUGGGUUGUUGCGACGUGUAGUCUGGUAGAUACACCACCAACGUUUCGGAGGUCAUACUAUUUCCGUCAUCAGGACGACGAAUCGCGUAAUAACCCAGAAGACAGCAAUAUUCACAGCUGUGAAAACCUCAAAUACUGCUUAUGAACUUAAACUGGAGUAGUGUAAAAACCAAAUGGAUUUGUGACAUUACAGUUAUUUAUCAUAAAUAUAUGGCUUACUCGUAAAUAACAACGAUUUAAGUAAAGAAAUAUGGUACGUGAAGAGUACGUCUAAAACUUUGUCUAAUGACAGUGCCACAGCCAUACAAAAUGAGGAAAUCCAUCAGAACCUCCGACGUGACAGUCCCCA